UCCGUUUGCUGUCUGUGCCGGUGCCACUGCCACUGCCACUGUCUGCACUUUCAACCCAUUUGCCUCGGUUGCCGAAAAAAAGAAAAGAGGACCGUCACUUUUUAAAAUAGCAUUACAAUACAUUUGGGGAAAGAGAUUGCAUUGCACGCGCUCAGCGUUGACUUGAGGAGGCCUAAGAUUAUUAUAAUCUAUCACCUCUAUUCAACAACUGCAACUGGGCAUGUCAUCCGUUUGUCUACGAAAGUGGAUAGAAAUCCAUUGUCCGCUUGCUUGGUGCGGUUGCAAGGAGGAGGCAGUCGGUUUUAUAUGUGUUUUGGGCUCGCAGGAGCUUCGGUUUAUGUAAUCCCAAAUGUCCAUUUGGGGUAUUCCAGUUACAUAAUUUGUGGGUUUUUAUCAAGUAUUUGGCAGGCAUCCAAUUUGAGAUUUGGGUUUGUUUUUCCUAGUUUUGUGGCUAGAAUGGUUGCUUGGGUGUUUUGGUGGUCCAUAUGGGUAUCUUUGUUUUGUUUUCCUUUGUCAUUCUUCGCCGAGGUAUUGGAGUGCGGUGGUGAUGAGCGGGCGGCAUUGCUUGAAUUCAAGAGACAGGUGAACAACUCUUUAUAUUGGCAGGGGGAUUUGUGCUCAUGGGAGGGAGUGGAAUGUGGGGACGGAAGCAACAGAGUGACGAAACUAAAGCUGCAGCAGAAAGGACUUAAAGGGGUUGUUUCAAGGUCUCUGGGCUGCCUGCAGAAUCUUAAAGAACUCAAUCUUUCCUUCAAUUUACUAUCUGGAGAUGCCCCUCCAGAAUUGUUCCGGUUGCAACAUAUGGAAAUACUGGAUCUGAGUUUCAACAAUUUCUCGGGCUCCAUAACGAUACCUGCUUCAGAAGGUUUGGCAAACAUCAGAACCCUCAACAUCUCAAGCAAUUUCUUUCGAGGUGAGCUCCCUAACUUUGGGACUGCUUCCAAUUUGAUUGCUUUCAAUGUAAGCAAUAAUUCUUUCACUGGUCCUAUUCCUACCAACGUUUGCAAGAAUUCAAGUUCAGUGCAGAUUCUAGAUUUUUCUAUGAACAAAUUUACUGGCCCUCUGAAUGAAGGCUUGGGAAGUUGUGAGGCCCUGGUGGAGUUCAAUGCAGGAUCCAAUCACCUACAUGGAUUACUUCCAAAUGAUAUCUACAGUGUCUCAUCUUUAAGACGGUUGCUCCUGCCUAGCAAUGAUUUUUCAGGACUCGUAGUUGAAAGAGUCGGAAAUCUGUCAAAUAUCGCCAUCCUUUCACUGGAAAAUAAUAAAUUUUUGGGUGAGCUUCCAAAGGAGCUUGACAAGCUUGAGAAAUUAGAGGAACUGAUUCUUGCCAAUAACAAGUUUAAUGGGUCUCUGCCUGCUUUGUCCUCCUGUCACAAGUUGCAAGUUCUCAAUCUAAAGAAUAAUUCUUUUAUUGGGAACAUUGGUCUGAACUUCACAAAUUUUCCUGACCUUGUUUCACUGGAUCUAGCCAGCAAUCAGUUAUACGGUACCAUCCCUACAUCACUAUCCGACUGCAAAUCAAUAAAAACCCUAAGUUUGGCAAAAAACAAACUUCAAGGUGAAAUUCCUCAAGGCCUGGGAUCUCUGCAAGUUCUUUCAUUUAUCUCCCUUUCAAAUAACAGUCUAGUAAAUAUCUCCACUGCAUUGCUUGUCUUACAAGGUUGUCCCAACCUCACAACUUUGAUUCUUUCUAAGAAUUUUCAUGGAGGGCGGUUAAGUUCAUUUGGUAUUGAUGGUUUCCAAAAGCUCAGGAUUUUAGCUCUUGGAAACUGUGGCCUUAGAGGCCAGGUUCCCAGUUGGCUUCAGAACUGCAAGUCUUUACAGGUGCUUGAUCUCUCAUGGAAUAGCUUUACUGGAAGUCUUCCUCCUUGGUUGGGUAACUUCGAAUUUCUGUUUUAUUUGGACAUGUCAAACAAUUCUCUCUCAGGCGAGAUCCCCGUGAAUCUUACACAAUUGAAGAGCCUCACAUCAUUGAAAAACCUCACAGCUGCAGAUCGAACCUCUCUCGACCUUCCUCUAUUUAUAAAGCACAAUCAGAAUGCAAGUGGAUUGCAAUACAACCAAGUAUCAAGUUUUCCUCCGGCAUUGUACUUGGGCAGAAACCGCCUAAAUGGUAGCAUAUGGCCGCAGUUUGGAGGGAUGAAAUAUCUCCAUAUUCUAGACUUGAGCAGAAACAGUUUAACAGGAUAUAUUCCCGAUACACUCUCCAAUAUGACAAACCUGGAGAACUUAGAUCUGUCUGAUAAUAAUCUCACUGGAAUCAUACCAUCAUCUUUGAAGGCACUGACCUUUCUGGCUAAGUUCAAUGUGGCUGACAAUCAUUUGACAGGACAAAUUCCAAGUGGUGGUCAAUUCUUCAGCUUCCCUAUUAGUAGUUUUGAAGGAAACUCAGGUUUAUGUGGUUGGCCUCUCAACUCCUGCAACAACAAAACCCUUCGAUUGCCAAAUGUUCAAAACAGUCCAGUCCGGAGUAGGCUGAAGAGGAACACCAUUCUGGGGAUAACUAUUGGUGUUGCAGUUGGAAUUGCUAUACUUCUGUCUGCAAUAAUAUGCAGCUUAUCAAGGAGACGGAUUGAGAUUCAGGAAUUUGAGAAUGAUGAAGAAUUUGGAAUGCCUGAAAGAGUCUCUGAAACUGUUGGAUCAUCCUUGGUAAUUCUAUUUAAAAACCAGCAUAAUAAGGAGCUUACAGUUGCAGAUCUCUUAAAAGCAACAAACAAUUUUGAUCAGGCAAACAUCAUUGGGUGUGGAGGCUUUGGAUUGGUGUAUAGAGCCACUCUGGCAGAUGACACAAAAGUUGCAAUAAAAAAGUUGACUGGAGACUGUCUACAGAUCGAAAGAGAAUUCACGGCAGAAGUGGAAGCUUUGUCGAGAGCCCAGCACAAGAAUCUGGUGUCCUUGCAAGGGUAUUGCUUAUAUGGGAAUGACCGGUUGCUAAUUUACUCUUACUUGGAAAAUGGAAGCUUGGAUUAUUGGCUGCAUGAAAGGCCAGAUGGAGGUACGGUGCUGGACUGGGGUAAUAGGCUAAAGAUAGCUUUAGGAGCAGGCAGAGGUUUGGCAUAUUUGCAUAGGGUAUGUGAACCUCAUAUAGUGCAUAGGGAUAUCAAGUCAAGCAAUAUUCUAUUAAAUGAUAAAUUUGAAGCCCAUUUAGCAGAUUUUGGUCUAUCAAGGCUUAUUUUGCCAUACGAUACACAUGUGACCACAGAACUUGUGGGAACACUUGGAUAUAUUCCACCUGAAUAUGGACAGACCUGGAUAGCCACUCUCAGAGGUGAUGUGUACAGCUUUGGGGUUGUGAUUCUGGAGCUUCUUACUGGCAAGAGGCCUGUUGAUGUCUGCAAACCAAAGGUAUGCAGGGAAUUAGUGACAUGGGUAAAACAAAUGAGGUCUGAUGGUAGAGAGGAAGAAAUCUUUGAUCCCAUUUUGUGUGGUAAGGGAAAUGAAGCUCAAAUGUUGCUAGUUCUCAAUGUUGCAUGCAUAUGCACAGAUCAAAAUCCUUUAAAAAGGCCUACCAUUCAAGAAGUAGUUUUGUGGCUUGAAAAUGUAGGCAUUCAUUCCCAACAGUUGAAAUAGGUUUUUCAUCUGUUGAUAAUAAAUGCUGCUUUUCGAUUACUUCUAAUUAUGAUUACUUUUUUUUUCCUGACCUCAGUACAUGUACAGUUGCAUUGUUUUGCUUUUUAUCCAAGAAUAUGGGUUUGAAGUCGAAAGCUUAUCCAUAUACUAAAAUGUUCCUUGCCUAUCUAUAGCUGGGUGAGGAAAGCUAGAUUUAUUCUGUGACAUUCCAAUUAUAUUCUGUUACGAGCUAAUUACACACAGAUAAAAGCAGGUGCUCCUUCCUUAUUGAGGGACCCAUUUUUCCCAGUUUUUUGUACAAAGGGAGAUGUUUUCUUCGUAUAGGUAUAUCCUAGAGCAAUUUGUAAUGUAUGACUACACAUUUCAAUAAAUUUAAUCUCAGCGAGACAGAUUUCCUAGAUUA
This is a messenger RNA of Cryptomeria japonica (Japanese cedar), 3973 nucleotides long. Its product is annotated as phytosulfokine receptor 2. The transcript has a single exon. The record is from RefSeq and is a predicted model, not a curated record. Gene Ontology annotation, biological process: protein phosphorylation. The coding region runs from base 307 to 3570 and encodes 1087 amino acids. Lineage: Eukaryota; Viridiplantae; Streptophyta; Pinopsida; Cupressales; Cupressaceae. Gene Ontology annotation, molecular function: receptor serine/threonine kinase binding; ATP binding; protein kinase activity.